Messenger RNA from Lasiosphaeria miniovina, 426 nucleotides. RefSeq lists its product as uncharacterized. NCBI's taxonomy places the organism in Eukaryota, Fungi, Ascomycota, Sordariomycetes, Sordariales, Lasiosphaeriaceae. The record is from RefSeq and is a predicted model, not a curated record. Gene Ontology annotation, biological process: actin filament debranching; negative regulation of Arp2/3 complex-mediated actin nucleation. Bases 1 to 426 code for a protein of 141 amino acids. The transcript is spliced from 4 exons. Gene Ontology annotation, cellular component: actin cortical patch. Gene Ontology annotation, molecular function: Arp2/3 complex binding; actin binding.
AUGGCGUCCGAAGCAAGGCUGUACACGAUCACGGACGAUACCAAAGAGAAGCUGCGCAAGUUCCGGCUGGGGACUUCACGAAUCAACGAGCCGCAAGCCGUCAUUUAUUUGAUCGAUAAGCAAACGAAGGAGAUCCGCCAGGACGAAGAUGAGGUCCUGUACAAGACGCUCGAAGACAUCGCCGAUGACCUGCCCGAAAACUCACCACGAUUCGUCCUCCUCAGCUAUCCGAUGAUCACGUCAGAUGGGCGGCAGAAGGUGCCGUACGUCAUGUUCUUCUAUAUGCCCCAAAACUGCAACGCUGCACAGCGCAUGUUGUACGCGGGUGCCAAGGAGCUGAUGCGCAACACGAGCGAGGUAACCAAGAUCGUCGACCUGGAAUCGGCCGAGGAUCUGGAAGAGGUCCCCACGUUACUAGCCGACUGA